ACGUGAUUGAUAUUGCGUCACUGCUGCCUGAAAACAAAUCAGACCGAUCACCGUCGGCACGUCCACAAACGAACCAGAACGGAACCAGAUGGAUGCGUGUACACCCUGAAAGCGCCCCCGCUUGCCGAAGUGGACUCGAUUGGCGCCUGAAGGUUAGAAACCCCCCAGCGCAAAUUUGGACGCCGUCCAAAGCGGCCUAACUUCGCUCAAUUUUCCCUUCCGAAAUGGCCGACGCGGACGUUUCCUUCUCCCCCGCCCUGCGUCUGCUGCACCUAAGCCCCGCCCACUCCCCCCCCGCCUUGGCCCCCGCCCCCUUGUCCCUGUCGCCCACCAGCUUCUCGUGCCCCUCGUCCCCCUCCAGCGCCUCGUCGUCCUCGUCGAGCUGCUCCGGGAGUUCGUCGGACUGCCCGUCUCGCCGGCGCCACCACCACCACCGCCACCCGCAGCCCCGCCCACAGCCGCCCCUGCCGCCGCCCUCCCCGGACGAGCGCCCGUCGUCGCCCAGCGCCAGCCCCCGCAGCUCCAGCCCCAGCGGCAGCGUGGCCAGCAGCAGCGGCAGCCUGAGCAGCGACGCCGACCCGGCGCCGGACGCCGAGGAGGGGGCGGAGCAAGGUGGAGUGAUUGACGCUGAGGUGGCGCUGAAGGCCUGCAAGGAAGUUCUGCUCCAAGUCCAAAUGCAGAAGCAGGAAGGCGCCAUCAAAGAGGAAGAGGAGGAGGGGGAGGGGCCUCCGCCGUCCAAUCGGUCGUCGUGGCUCCUGCGCCUGUUCGAGUCCAAGCUGUUCGACGUGUCCAUGGCGGUGGCGUACCUGUUCAAGUCCAAGGAGCCCGGCGUGCAGGCGUACAUCGGGAACCGCCUCUUCGGCUUCCCCGCCGGCGAGGUGGACUUUUACCUGCCGCAGCUGCUCAGCAUGUACGUGCACAUGGACGGCGAGGUGGGCGACGCCAUCAAGCCCUACCUGGUGCAUCGUUGCGGGGGCAGCAUCGUCUUCUCUUUACUGUGCGCGUGGCUGCUGGGCGCCUACUCAUCCGACAUGCACAUCUCGGCCCAGCGGCAUUCCCGAGGAGCCAAACUCCGCAAACUCAUUCUCUCCGACGAGCUCCGGCCCCCCUCCGCCGCCGCCGCCCGGGGCUCCGCCCCCCCGCGGACGCCCUCGCCGUCACGCCCCCGGACCCACCGCGGCGGCCGCGCCGACGCCUCCCGGUCGCCUUGCGCGUCCCCCUCGCGGAGGACCCACCAGCGGUCCAAGUCGGACGCCGCCGCGCCGAGCGGGUCGGGCGCCGCCCUGCGCAGGACGGGAAGUAACCCCAAAGUGGAGGCUGUCCACGAGGAGCCGGAGCGUCUGCGUCCUCAGCGCGAGCUGGUCAAGUCCCUGCUGGCCAUCGGUCGCCGCCUGGCGUCGCUCCCCGGCAAGGAGCAGAAGACGCAGCGUCUGAUCUCGGAGCUGUCGCUGCUCAACCACAAACUUCCCGCCAGGGUUUGGCUCCCCACCGCCGACUUCCAGCACCACCUGGUCCGGAUCCCGCACACGCAGGCGGCCGUGCUCAACUCCAAGGACAAGGCUCCGUACAUCAUCUACGUGGAGGUGCUGGAGUGCGACAACUUUGAGACGUCGGCCGUGCCCGCUCGCAUCCACGAGACCCGGAUCCGCUCGGCGGGCUCCGCCGACAACCUGGACUGCGGCGUCACGGCGGCGCACCCCGCCGGCGGGAGCGUCUCCGCCGUCCACAACUACGACAACGACGACGACGCCUGGGCCACGGACGACAUCGGCCAGCUGGAGGUGGAGGUUCAGACGAGCAGCAGUGACAACCUGAGUCAGUUUUCCGUGGACAGCCUGACCAGCGUGGAGAGCAGGGAGGUAUUCGUCGCCGCCGGAGACAUCAGGCGCCGCUUGUCGGAGAACCUCGCGCACACGCCCACUUCCUUCCGAAAGGACCCCGAGGACCCGUCGGCCGUCGCCCUCAAAGAGCCCUGGGGGGAGAAAGUCAGGCGCAUCCGCGAGGCGUCCCCGUACGGCCACCUCCCCAGCUGGCGCCUCCUCCCCGUCAUCGUCAAGUGCGGAGACGACCUGAGACAAGAGCUUCUGGCCUAUCAGGUGCUCACGCAGCUGCAGGCCAUCUGGCGGCAGGAGCGACUCCCUCUGUGGAUCAAACCCUACAAGAUCCUGGUGAUGUCGGCGGACAGCGGCAUGAUCGAACCCGUCCUCAACGCCGUGUCGCUGCACCAGGUGCGCAAGCAGAGUCAGCUGUCGCUGCUGGACUACUUCCUGCAGGAACACGGCAGCUGCACCACCGAACAGUUCCUGAGCGCUCAGAGGAAUUUUGUGCAGAGCUGCGCCGGCUACAGCCUCGUUUCUUACCUCCUGCAGGUCAAAGACAGACACAACGGCAACAUCCUGGUGGACUCGGAGGGUCACAUCAUCCACAUCGACUUCGGCUUCAUCCUGUCCAGCUCCCCUCGCAAUCUCGGCUUCGAGACGUCCGCCUUCAAGCUCACCCCGGAGUUUGUGGACGUGAUGGGCGGCCUGGACGGGGACAUGUUUGUGUACUACAAGAUGCUGAUGCUCCAGGGAAUGAUCGCGGCCAGGAAGCACAUGGACAAGGUGCUGCACAUCGUGGAGAUCAUGCAGCAAGGUAGAUCCGUGCGGACCGCCAAAGACCCUGCCGGGUGGGUGUCGCGGUUUUGGCGAGGUUUGCGGUUUUUAUUUUGCGCAGGGUCGCAGCUGGCGUGCUUCCAGGGCGCCGGGACCAUCCGAGGCCUGAAGGACCGCUUCCACAUGAGCCUGACGGAGGAGCAGCUGCAGCUGCUGCUGGAGCAGCUGGUGGACGGCUCGGUGCGCUCCAUCACCACCAAGCUCUACGACUCCUUCCAGUACGUCACCAACGGGAUCAUGUGACUCCCGUCGCCACCAGGGGGGGUUGUUCGCCCGUUCCACUCCCCGUUUCUCCGCAGCUCAAACUUCUUCUUCUGCUGUUUCCUAUUCCGCUUUGUUUCUUCAUCUUUCCGUUUGUCUAUUUUCUGCUUAAUCCGCUUUCAGAUUACCCUCGAUCCACUUCAACUGCCUUAUUUUCCGCCAGCGCUAGCCUAGCUUCUUUUUUAUUAGCUUUAGCAUUGACGCUAACCUUGCGCACAGGACAAAUGCUGAAUGUUCCGUUUCGUCGUUCUCUUCCAGUCGGAAAAAAAAACCCAGCACGACGAGUCGCGAGGGGAACGCUAACGUGCUGACAUUAGCACGCCGACGGAAUCCGCGGUUUUUUGUUUACACGUCGAACGAAAGGUCCGUUUGGAAUUUCACGCUGACGUAGCGUUUUUUUUUUUUUUUAAACAAGCAUUUUUUAAUCGCGUAAAAGGAACAUUUUUUUUUUUUUUUUGUCGACUCUGUAAGAACACGCGCGCGAAGUUUACACUACAUGCCGUCUCGCUGCCGAUUGGCUGACACGACAUUCCUGCGGUUGACUCCGGCCAAUCGGGCGGCCUGUUUACGUUUGGUUUGUACGACUGCUCGAGGGGGACCUGAUUGAAGACACUUUACGUGAGCUCACACCUUUGUAUCGCUAGCGAGGAGCU
Molecule: messenger RNA, 3568 nt
Organism: Syngnathoides biaculeatus (alligator pipefish)
Lineage: Eukaryota; Metazoa; Chordata; Actinopteri; Syngnathiformes; Syngnathidae
Product: phosphatidylinositol 4-kinase beta-like
Exons: 13
Coding region: 225-2897 (890 amino acids)
Biological process (GO): phosphatidylinositol-mediated signaling; phosphatidylinositol phosphate biosynthetic process
Cellular component (GO): cytoplasm; membrane
Molecular function (GO): 1-phosphatidylinositol 4-kinase activity
Source: RefSeq, a predicted model, not a curated record